AUAAUACAUAAAAAGGAGGAGGGAAGAAGCAAUCACCAAGUCGUUUGUCGCCGCGGGAGCAGACGCCCUGUCUUCAUCGUCAAACAACCCAAAAAAUUUCAUCAUAAUCUCAUUCAUUACUCAUUCUUUCUUUCGAUUCAAACUUUCAAUUUUUCAUUUUCAGCCAUGGAGAUGGAGUUACCUACUUCUUGGGAUUCUCUUCGAAAACAGGCAAGAAAACUUGAAGCUCAAUUGGACGAGCAGAUGAGUGCUUAUCGUAAAUUAGUUUCUACCAAUGUUUCAACAAAAGGUGACGCUACAGAGAGUGAUGUAGAGUCUUGGAUUGAGCGGUUAAUAAAUCAACUCCAACAAGUAAACUCACAGAUGCACGUUUUGGUAUCAUCUGGUGGUUCAGAUAUGGUUUCUCACACUUUGACUAGACACCAAGAAAUUCUUCAAGAUAUCACUCAGGAAUUUUACCGUCUUCGCUCAAGUCUUCGAGCUAAGAAAGAACACGCUUCUCUUUUAGACAAUUUUAAAGAAUUUGAUCGGACAAGAUUAGAUUUGGAAGACGGUGGCGAAUCUGAACAGCAUACACUACUAAAAGAGCAUGCAUCUAUCAGUCGAAAUACUGGACAUGUGGACAAUGUAAUUUCACAAGCACAAGCAACACUAGGGGCACUUGUCUUCCAGCGUUCAACAUUUGGUGGCAUCAAUUCAAAGCUCAGCAACGUGAGCAGUCGCCUCCCUACGGUAAAUAACAUACUCUCGUCAAUAAAGCGAAAAAAGUCAAUGGAUACCCUUAUACUUACCCUAGUUGCAUCUGUAUGCACAUUUCUGAUUUUGAUUUACUGGAUAACCAAAUGAGGUUGUAUACUUUGGUGGGUGCUCAACUUCUGUAAACCAUUUUGUGUUCCUUUGUUGGAUACCAUUAAUAGCUUUUGCAAUACUGAAACGAGUUUUUUUCAAGGUAGUGUUAUUGUAUGUGUUCAUUUGGUUGUUUAUCCUUGUAUCAGAAGCAAAUGCUGAGUAAAGAUAUACGAGCACAUGUUAAGACAAUUUGAGUCUAGUGCAAGUGAUUGAUGCGCAGUGUUGUAAAUUUUGGAUUUUAUCGUGGGUUUAGUACAUACUGAUAAUUGGUUUAAAA
Messenger RNA from Trifolium pratense (red clover), 1126 nucleotides. RefSeq names its product Golgi SNAP receptor complex member 1-1-like. The record is from RefSeq and is a predicted model, not a curated record. The coding region runs from base 166 to 846 and encodes 226 amino acids. Gene Ontology annotation, cellular component: Golgi membrane; Golgi medial cisterna; cis-Golgi network. Gene Ontology annotation, molecular function: SNAP receptor activity. Gene Ontology annotation, biological process: vesicle fusion; endoplasmic reticulum to Golgi vesicle-mediated transport. Lineage: Eukaryota; Viridiplantae; Streptophyta; Magnoliopsida; Fabales; Fabaceae. The transcript has 5 exons.